Messenger RNA from Acaulospora colombiana, 144 nucleotides. The record is from the annotation of a GenBank genome assembly. NCBI's taxonomy places the organism in Eukaryota, Fungi, Glomeromycota, Glomeromycetes, Diversisporales, Acaulosporaceae.
AUGUCGGAAUUUCGAAAAACCCGCACCGGGGGAUCUAUAUCACGCACUCAGCGGCCCAGCUGGGACGACUCGUUGUAUAUCCCAACCGAAAAUUUACUCGUUUGUUCUAGACCAAUUGUUUCACCGGUCAAUCAGUGGCCCUGA